Messenger RNA from Bombina bombina (fire-bellied toad), 2343 nucleotides. Its product is annotated as gastrula zinc finger protein XlCGF26.1-like. The transcript has a single exon. Gene Ontology annotation, molecular function: RNA polymerase II cis-regulatory region sequence-specific DNA binding; DNA-binding transcription factor activity. NCBI's taxonomy places the organism in Eukaryota, Metazoa, Chordata, Amphibia, Anura, Bombinatoridae. The annotation marks the transcript as partial. The record is from RefSeq and is a predicted model, not a curated record. Gene Ontology annotation, biological process: regulation of transcription by RNA polymerase II.
UUCACUACAGGAAGCAACAGAAUCAUACCGCAAACUCCAAUAGUCUUAGACACUAAUGACUAUUCACAAACAUUGGGGAUAUCACAGCAGAUAUUUAAAGGAGAUGAUGAAUUAGCAGGAACUGGGAAACAAUCAUUAUGUACAGAGAGUAAUUUAGUCAUCAAACAAGAGGACAACAUUUAUGACUUAUCUAGUGAAAUUAUUAACCCAGAGGAUAAACCACACACAUUUACUGAGUUUUCAAAACCUAUUAAAGAAAGGAAAAGUCUACAGUCUAGCCAAGUAAUUCAUACAAAGGAGCAACCUUUCCAAUGUACAGAGUGUGAGAAAAGAUUUAGAUUGGAGUCACAUCUACUAGAACACCACAAAAUUCACACAGGUGAGAAACCACACACAUCUUCUGAGUGCGGAAAAUGUUUUACACAAAUGGAUCAUCUGAAAACUCAUAAAAAUAUUUACACAGGAGAAAAGCCUUUCACAUGUACAGAGUGUGGGAAAAGUUUUACACGAAUGGAUUGUCUGAAAACUCAUGAAAGGAUUCACACAGGAGAAAAGCCUUUCACAUGUACAGAGUGUGGAAAAAGUUUUACACAAAAGAGUGAUCUUAAAGCUCAUGAAAGGAUUCACACAGGAGAAAAGCCAUUCAUAUGUACAGAGUGUGGAAAAAGUUUUACACAAAUGAGUAAUCUGAAAAAGCAUGAAAGGAGUCACACAGGAGAAAAGCCUUUCACAUGUACAGAGUGUGGAAAAAGUUUUACAGAAAAGAGUCAUCUGAAAAAGCAUGAAAGGAUUCACACAGGAGAAAAGCCUUUCACAUGUACAGAGUGUGGAAAAAGUUUUACAGAAAAUAGUAGUCUGAAAAAACAUGAAAUGAUUCACACAGGGGAAAAGCUAUUCCAAUGUACAGAGUGUGGAAAAAGUUUUGCACAAAUGAAUCAUCUGGAAAUACAUGAAAUAAUUCACACAGGGGAAAAGCCUUUCACAUGUACAGAGUGUGGAAAAGGUUUUAUACGUAAAAGUCAUCUGAAAACUCAUGAAAGGAGUCACACAGGGGAAAAGCCUUUCAUAUGUACAGAGUGUGGAAAAAGUUUUACAGAAAAGAGUUGUCUGAAAACUCAUGAAAGGAUUCACACAGGAGAAAAGCUGUUCAUAUGUACAGAGUGUGGAAAAGGUUUUACACAAAAGAGUGAUCUGAAAACUCAUGAAAGGAUUCACACAGGAGAAAAGCCGUUCAUAUGUACAGAGUGUGGAAAAAGUUUUACACAAAUGAGUAAUCUGAAAAAGCAUGAAAGGAUUCACACAGGAGAAAAGCCUUUCACAUGUACAGAGUGUGGAAAAUGUUUUACAAAAAAGAGUCAUCUGGAAAAACAUGAAAGGAGUCACACAGGGGAAAAGCCUUUCACAUGUACAGAGUGUGGAAAAAGUUUUACAGAAAAGAGUUGUCUGAAAAGUCAUGAAAGGAUUCACACAGGAGAAAAGCCGUUCACAUGUACAGAGUGUGGAAGAUGUUUUGCACAAAUGAGUAGUCUGAAAAAACAUGAAAGGAUUCACAAGGGAAGAAACCUUUCACAAGUUUAGAAAGUGGAAAAAAGGUUCUUAAUGAAAUCCGGUAUCACUAAACACCAAAUAUUUACACACAAACUUUAUAUACACAGUGUACAAACCUUUUUACAAUUAUCCUAGAGGACAAACUCUCUAAAUAGAAGGAUCAAAAAGGAUGAUAUUGUAAAUAAUACUUUCUAAAUCCCAGUUACAAAAGCCCCAGAUUUAAAGUGCUCCUGUGCACCUGAAUUUCUCUCAUAUAAAUGUGAUAGAAUACAAACACGACACAGAAAUAUACAGAUCUGUCCUCAUACUGACCCGUUUACACAACCAUUCUACACCAAAGCACCCCCAGUGUUGUUUAUUAAUAUGCCAGUGUCAUGAGUUGUACAUUUGAUUUACAUAGGGGAGAAAUAAUUAUAUUUACAGAAUAAAGAGUCUCUAUAUAAAUAGACUUAGAAAAUUAUAUAAAUAGAACAUCAGUCUCAAAUAAUUGACAUCUGGGAGAUAUAUUUAAUGUGCACAUCAUGCGGAUAAACCUUUUCUUAUAGCAAUAGAUGCUUAGCAUUGUACAUGUUAUAUACCAGAGGAAUUACUGAGGGGAAACGGAUUUCAUUUCAUGAGACACAAUAUCAGUAACCAUUUCAUACGUGAUCAUAAUCAGUUUAAUUUAAAUGGCUACUAUAACCUACAUGUAUACUGGGUAUGUAAUAUGUAUGUCAUGUUCUGUAACUUGAUAUUAUGUCUGUUAGAUGUUUUCAUGUUAGUUAGAAGCCACAAGAACUGAUAAUAGCACAUACU